AUGCAGUCGACACAAGGCGAAGGCCCUAAUAUUGGAGGAGUCUCUGAUGUACGACAGACAGACACAGGUAUUGCAGCAGUAGGGUGGCUGAGGACUCUUGAAUCUGGGAGUGGCGAGCCGGUGCUUGGACGUACCGCCGCAAAGCUGAAAUCCGCAAAGCUGAAAUCCCCUGAUGCCUUUGCUUCAGGGAUGGCUUCCGAAGUAAAGUCCAGUGAGUUAAUAGAAGAGAGUGAAGGCGCUGGAGAAGAUCAGAGCGAACAUGAAGAAUGCCAGUGGCCGGUGGACGCAAGUCAUUUGCCACCAAGUGCGGCGCCGUCCACUGUAUGCAUCUUAGCUUCGGCGAAUCUACCGGUUCGCACCGUCCCAAAAAUACCGCGUAGCUCAAAUGACCCGCGGUUGCAUCCCUAUGUGCGGAUGCCAGUGGUGGAAGCAGGCGUCGUCCCUCACGACUUCGACCCAUCAGGAGUAUUCGCUCCAUCUUCGAAGAGCUUUCCGUUUACCAAGAGUUUACAUGAGAUGCGGCAGCUGUUUGCAAAGCCAACGCUUAAUCAGCAAGACGUAGAUAUCCUGAUGGACAUGGCAAGGGGGCUGGCGAACAACUUAUGGUUGAAGGCGGCGUCAACCCUUAGACAGGUGCGGCCAGUGUUUGCAAGUGCAAGUUUAGGGAACACUUUCUUGGCGAUGGACUACGUGGUGUCUGCAGUUGAACUUUUGGGAGGCCACAUGAAACUGGAUAUGUGGUGGGAGAACUUUGCACAAGCUUUUGACACAAAUUACAAUUUGCCGCCAUCGACCGAAUUUCAUAGAAGUUCUGCAAGGUUCAAUGCAUAUUUGGCCAACCAACUCCUUAACGCCUUGAGAAUCUACAAAACAAGAAGACGCCCUCCUUUGACCCUUGUGAUUGAGCUGAAGCGAAACCUGUUUUUUGCUGCUCAUUCCCCUCCACUGUUCAAGAGUUCUCAGUGGGACCCUUGGAGGCAGGAUCAUAAUUUUUUUGAGGAAUUUGGAUAUGAACCGCAGUGA
Messenger RNA from Eimeria acervulina, 1023 nucleotides. RefSeq lists its product as hypothetical. The record is from RefSeq and is a predicted model, not a curated record. NCBI's taxonomy places the organism in Eukaryota, Apicomplexa, Conoidasida, Eucoccidiorida, Eimeriidae. Bases 1 to 1023 code for a protein of 340 amino acids. The transcript has a single exon.